UUCUUUUUUUUGAAGGAGAAAAAAUUAGUGCUAAAGAUGUGAAAAGUUUUUUAGAAGCCGCUGGAAUAACAUUAACACCUAAAGAAUACUUAGAACUGAUGAGAAAUCUACCGACUGACGAUAAUGGAAACAUAUAUGAAAACAGACUGAUCGACCGUCUGAAAUUGUUCGAAGGUGGGACAGUUGAUGUCAAUAACUUAGAAAAUGCUUUGGAAAACUUGAAAAUCAAGCUCUCAGAUGAAAAACUAAAAGAUCUGUCAGAAAACCUUCCAUUUGAUGCCUCUGGGAAGAUUGAUCUGCAGAGACUAAUGAAAGAAGUACGAAAAUUCACAGGAGGAAAAAUUGAUGCCAAACUCGCACAAAGAGUGCUGGGGAACAUGGGCAUAGAGCUCACGAACAAGGAAAUCAAUGAGCUACUGAAAAGGCUGCCUGUCGCUGAUGAUGGGAAGAUACCUAAAAACAUAUUACUUGAUCAUAUAAAGUGGUUUCCUGGGGGCAAGUGUCAUGCCUCCAAAAUGGAUGCCAUCCUAGAAGACAUGGGCUAUGAGCUGGAGGACGAGGAAAUUGAAGACCUGCAGAGCCAUCUGCCCAUUGAAGAUGGAAAGGUUAAACUGAGUAAGAUGAUGGAAAAUGUAGAGUCAUUCACAGGAAGCAAAGUGGAUGUUGAUGAACUAAGUGGCACUUUGAAAACCACAGGGAUAAUACUCACACCUAAGGAACGCUGGGACCUGCUAAAGACCCUGCCUGUCACCUAUGAUAAUAAGGUGUAUCGCAACCGACUGUUUGAUGGUUUAAAAACUUCGCACAGAGGGAGAGGCUUUACAAGUAAACUAGAAACCAUUAUGGAAAACUUCAACUACCAGGUUGGAAAAUCAGACUUGAAAAGUCUAUGGAACUUCUUGCAAAUUGACGAUGCUGGACGGUUCUCACUGAGCUCCUUGGCAAAUGCAGCCAAUUUGUUUUCUGGUGUUAAAAUAAAUGCCAAGGAUAUAAAACCAUAUCUGGAAAGCUUGGGCAUUGAAUUAACAGACGGUGAAAGCCAGCUGAUACAGAACACACUUCCAAUAGAUAAUGACAACAUGGUGUACAAAAAUGUGUUAAUGGACAUACUGCGGACUCUCAGAAGUGGAAAAGUCGAUAUUGAUAAAAUCGAUGAUGCUCUUGAACACCUGGGAUAUCCUCUUGAGGAAGAGGAGAUAGAGGAGUUGUCUAAAAAUCUGCCAGUUAAUCGCGAAAGGAGUAUCCGCAUGGAUUUGCUCCUGAAAGAAGUUGAUGCCGUUUUAGGGGAAGAAAUCGACUAUAAUGACAUGGACAAUGUUCUUAAAAACAUUGGGUUAAGACUCCAACUAAAAGAAAGCAAUGUAUUAAUGAAAGCUUUACCAAUGGAUGCUGCCGGGAAGAUAUACAAGCACAAGCUGAUAGACAGCGUCAUGUCCCUCAAAGGAGUUCAGAUUGAUUUGAAAAAGAUAAAGACUUUCAUGGAAAAUAUGGGUUAUGAACUUGAGGAGAAUGAAUAUGAAGACCUGAUAAGUUACCUGCCUGUUAAUGAUAAUGGGAUGGUUAAUAUCAAUGAUGUCAUGGAUAAAGGGAGUCUUUUUACAGGUGAGAAGAUUGACAUUGUUGACCUGGACGAUUUCCUGGAAAAGAUAGGGAUCAAACUCCCAGAAGACAAGAUGAUGAAGUUGCUGGGUAAACUGCCGACUGACGCUAGUGGAAAACUGUACAAGAAAAGAUUAAUAAGAGAAUUGGAGAAUGUUGAAGGGAUAAAGAUAUAUUCAAAUAAGGUGGAUGCUUUCGUUAAAAAUGCAGAAAUUAAUCUCAACAAUGAAGACAUGCAGACGCUGAUGGACCAUCUACCAGUUGAUCGUAAUGGGAAGGCUGACUUCCGUGUAUUGAUGAACGAAAUUAAAAAGAUUACAGGAGAAAAGAUUCAUGCAGAGGACAUAAAAGAAAUUCUGGAAAACAUGGGUAUAGAAAUGACCAAUAAGGAAAACAAAAAACUGCUCAAAACUCUACCUGUCUGUGCUGACAAAACAGUGUUUAAGAAAGAAUUACUAUCUGGUGUGAAGUGCUUCAAAGGAGGGAAAGUUAACGUCCAUGAUAUGAAGACUGUUCUUCAAAACACUGGUUUCAAACUGGAAGCAAAAGAGCUGAAGGACCUGCAGUCCCGCCUGCCCGUGACCGAACAUGAAAAGGUUGACUUGGAUGUGUUGAUGGAUGCAGCAAAAUCUUUCACAGGAGAAAGAGUUGACACCAAAGACUUAAAAGACGUUCUGGGGAACAUGGGAAUUGCCAUCAGUGAAAGAGAAGAAUUGAAGCUAUUGAAAUCUCUGCCCAUCACAAAAGAUGGAACAGUCUAUAAGAAGAGAUUACUGGACAGUGUGGCGUCAAUCAAAGGGAAAAAAAUCCAAGUCUGUCAUAUACCACUCGUUUUGAAGAAUGCAGAAUUUGAACUUGAGAAGGAAGACUUUGAUGAUCUCAUGAAACAUCUGCCUGUCGAUGAAAAUAAACUGGUUGAUUUAAGUGCGUUAAUGGAUGAAGCAAAAACUUUUACUGGGAGGAAGGUUGAGGUUGAAGAUCUGAAAAAUGUGCUGAGGCGAGUGGGACUGGUGCUCCCCGACAGAACGUACAAGGAUCUGCAGAAAAGCCUGGCCGUCUACGCUGGUGGGAAGAUAUAUAAGAAGCGACUGCUAAAGUAUGUGACGGAUCUCAAAGGGCCACGGGCCAAAAUAAAAAAAAUGGAAUCUCUCUUGGAAAACCUGGGAGUUAAGAUCAAAGAUGAAGAACUUGAAGAACUAAUGGCCCAGCUGCCAUCUGAUGGUAACAGAACAGUGGAUCUGAAUGAUCUGAUGGAUGUCAUCAGUUACAUCAAGGGAGAAGUAAUUGACAUCCAAAACCUGGGCAAGUUUCUAGCAAAUGAGGGGAUCGAGCUCACAGAAGAUGAGAUGAACAACCUGAUGCCUUACCUGGAAUUUAACGGAAGUGGGAAGGUCACCAUACAAUCGAUAAUGGAGGGUCUGAAGAAACUUAAACCAAAAGGAAUGAUGAAUCUGCACAAGUUGUUAGGAACUGCCAGUGGUAUUAACGAAAGAGUCUCUGACCAAAUGGCAGUUUCAGGACUUAAACCCACACUGAAGCUGAAGCCCCUGAAAGCACCUCUCUUUCACAGGAGAGAUAGAGCAUAUCUUCCAGGUUAUUUACAACACAAAGAAUCGAAGCUGAGCCCUUCACAACUAGAAGCCUUCCAAAAUGCUUACAACUACUUCACCAAGGAUAAAACUGGCUGUAUUGAUUCACAUGGAUUGAUGAGCACCUUAGCUAAACUGGGGAUGAAUCUAAACACAUAUGAUAUCUAUAAUGAGUUAAAGUGUGCUGAUCUUGACAGAGACGGUAAGAUCAACUUCUCAGACUUUAUAGAGGUGCUGACAGAUAAGAAACUCUUCCUCAAGGCUGUGGUUCCAGAAAAGAAACUGUGUUUAGAUUUAGCUAACAACCCAGGGAUCUUAUUAUUUGAAAUCCUAUCAAAACUUGUAGAGACGUCAGCCCUGCACAGAAAGGAUAUAAUAGAGCUAGUAAGCUAUUUCCGAAAAAAAUUCCAGGAAAGCAACGUGGAAAGACUGUGGAGUCCUAGAAGGGGCUUUAGGGCAGACAUAUGUACUCCUCCGCGCUCAAGCACGGCUGCCUUUGCCAACUCGGCCAGGAUCUCCAUCAUGAAAGAAAGGGAUCUGUAUAAGUUUCUUGAAGCGCUCAAGCGGUGCGAUCUCCCUACAGGUAGCCCAUACUCAAAAAUACCUAUCUUUCCAUUGUUCCCCGAUGUGGACGGGAUGGUGAUGGGAAGGCCAUUCAAAGACAUACAGAAAUUAGAGAUGCUAAGGAGAAAGGAGCCACUGAGUUUCUUUGAGGACUAUUUUUUCCAUAAAAGAGAUUGGAAAGCACAGGCUGCGGCUGUAAAACCUAUCAAGUCUGCCUCAGGCUAUUCAGAUGACAUCCUAGCCAUUGACCAGCUGUUCAAGAAGAAGCAUCACUGGACAGUGUCUGAUGCGGCGGCUAUCAAACAGCACGUAAAGAGAGCCACGGACACCUAUAACUUAGGAAUUGCGCUUGAGCACCGGAAAGAAAUGCUGAAUCUCUGGAAAAAGAUCCGAGGGGAUUUGAUUGGGAUCGAAACCAACAAUGAGUCCUUUUACAACACCUUUUCUACGUACACGUGGUCCUGGAAUGUCUGCCAAGAGCUGCUUUCCCCUAAGGACUUGCGCUUGCAUGAUGCCUAUGCGAACAGAAACUCCUCCGGCAAUUCUGGAUUAUCUUCCCCAUCAGACUUCAGUGAGUGUGACCUGGAGACAGGAAGGAAAAGGAAGCGGAAAGGUUUCAGGGGAUUUCGGCAAUGAAAUGUCUACAUUUUCUAAACAACUCUUCGAAAACUGCUUUCCAUAGUUAUCAAAAUUAUGAUUUCUUGCUUUUAUCUACUACAGUCUUAGCAGGUGGUAAAUUUGACAUCUUUUGGAUUCCAUCCAGUAAAAACCUUUAAAUCAUAGAA
Molecule: messenger RNA, 4537 nt
Organism: Peromyscus leucopus (white-footed mouse)
Lineage: Eukaryota; Metazoa; Chordata; Mammalia; Rodentia; Cricetidae
Gene: Efcab3
Product: EF-hand calcium binding domain 3
Exons: 48
Coding region: 99-4388 (1429 amino acids)
Molecular function (GO): calcium ion binding
Source: RefSeq, a predicted model, not a curated record